Molecule: messenger RNA, 2834 nt
Organism: Paramisgurnus dabryanus
Lineage: Eukaryota; Metazoa; Chordata; Actinopteri; Cypriniformes; Cobitidae
Gene: raf1b
Product: Raf-1 proto-oncogene, serine/threonine kinase b
Biological process (GO): protein phosphorylation; MAPK cascade
Cellular component (GO): mitochondrion; cytosol
Molecular function (GO): ATP binding; MAP kinase kinase kinase activity
Source: RefSeq, a predicted model, not a curated record
CUGCUAAGCACACUGUAGGCGGUUGAUUGUAAGUGAAAGUGUAAAUAUUUGCUGUUGUGUUGAAACAUCAGUCGCAGCUGUUAUUGUUUGUUUGUGUCUAGUUUGGACUAAAACUACAUAAAGAACAGAGCCUAUCGAUUAUUGUAAUCUGCUGCCCGCUGUGAUGGAGCACAUUCAAGGGGCCUGGAAAAGCAUCAGUCAUGGGUUUGGAGGCAAAGACUCUGUAUUUGAGGAUUCCUGCAUGUCUCCCACCAUUCUCAAGAACUACCCAUACCGGAGAUUAUCAGAUGAUGGGAGAAUACCAGACUCUAAAACAAGCAGCACAAUCCGCGUCUACCUGCCUAACAAACAGCGCACAGUGGUGAAUGUGCGACCAGGCAUGACGCUGCACAACUGCCUCGUCAAAGCCCUGAAAGUCCGUGGACUUCAGCCAGAAUGUUGUGCUGUGUUCAAGCUGCACCCAGAAAAUACCAAAAACAGAAAGUCACGUAUGGAUUGGAACACAGAUUCUACCUCACUGGUCGGGGAGGAGCUCCUGGUUGAAGUCUUAGAUCACGUACCCCUGACUACGCACAAUUUUGUACGAAAAACGUUUUUGAAGUUGGCCUUCUGUGACAUUUGUCAGAAGUUUCUUUUGCACGGCUUCAGGUGUCAGACGUGCGGCUACAAAUUUCACGAACAUUGCAGCACCAAAGUGCCCACCAUGUGUGUGGACUGGAGCAACAUCCGCCAGCUUCUGCUGUUUCCCACUCCAGGAGAGAAUGGGACUCCAUCCCUCCCGCCUCUCUCCUCUCGCCGUAUGCAAAACUCUAGAUUCCCUUUCAGUCCAUAUCAUAGAUACUCAACGCCAAAUGCUUUCAACUACAUCACGCCUAUGCCGUCCCCUGGGGUUUCUCUUAGUCACAAUAAAGUGCUGUCCACAUCCACACCUAAUGUACAUAUGGGGAGCACCACCCAACCUGUUGAUGAAGCUGCUUAUCAGGAAGCCUUAGGAGGUAAUGAAUCAGGAAGUCCUCAAAACCUAAGCCCAACGGAGUGGUCCAAAACCCCGGCCCCAGCUCAUAAGGAGAAAGCAACUACAGUUAACACUCAGGAGAAAAACAGAAUUCGUCCUCGAGAAAAGCGAGAUUCCAGCUACUACUGGGAGAUUGAGAGCACUGAGGUGUAUUUCCUCUCUAGGAUUGGCUCAGGGUCUUUUGGCACAGUUUACAAAGGGAAAUGGCAUGGUGAUGUUGCUGUUAAGAUUUUAAAUGUCAGAAAUCCCACACCAGAGCAGUUUCAGGCCUUUCGCAACGAAGUGGCUGUUCUCAGAAAGACCAGGCAUGUCAAUAUCGUUUUGUUCAUGGGUUACAUGACCAAGGAAAAUCUGGCCAUUGUGACGCAGUGGUGUGAGGGCAGCAGCCUCUACAAACAUCUACAUGUGCAGGAGACAAACUUCCAGAUGUUUCAGCUCAUCGACAUCGCCAGACAGACAGCUCAGGGCAUGGAUUACUUACAUGCAAAGAAUAUCAUCCAUCGGGACAUGAAGUCAAACAAUAUUUUCCUACAUGAAGGAUUGACAGUGAAGAUUGGAGAUUUUGGACUGGCAACAGUUAAAGCCAGGUGGAGCGGAUCACAUCGAGUAGAGCAACCAUCUGGAUCAAUUCUGUGGAUGGCUCCUGAGGUAAUCCGGAUGGAGAAUAACGAUCCUUACAGUUUUCAGUCAGAUGUGUAUUCGUAUGGAAUUGUUCUGUAUGAGCUGAUGACGGGAGAAUUGCCUUAUUCUAUGAUUGGAGAUCGAGAUCAGAUCAUCUUUAUGGUGGGCAGGGGCUACUUAACCCCAGAUCUCAGUAAACUUUACAAGAGCUGUCCCAAAGCCAUGAAGAGACUUGUGGCUGACUGCAUCCAGAAGUCCAAAGACGACAGGCCAUUAUUUCCACAGAUUCUUUCUUCAAUAGAGCUGCUACAGCACUCCCUUCCCAAAAUAAACCGCAGCGCAUCAGAGCCUUCGCUCCACAGAGCCUCGCACACCGAAGACAUCAACGUCUUCACGCUAGCGCUCACAUCUGCCUUCAAGUGAAACCCAGCUGCUCGCUUCAGCUAAACACAAGCUAGAAACACAGACUCCAACAUAUUUAAGCUAUGAACGGACGCUCCGUGGACUUUAACACCCGGGUGGCCUCUGAAAUCUUUUAUUUUUUGACCAGUGAAACAUGCUGGAGGUAAUAGGUUAUACUUAAGAGAGCUAGUCAUCCAGGUCAAAGGCUGACUUUUGAUGCUGCUGCUGGUCUCUUUUCUGGACUGUUGGACUUCGUUGUACCCCAGGAUCCAUUCGGAGAGGGAACGGCCAACAGCACUUUAAUGGUUCACACUUUGAUCCGUUUCGUCCAUUCAUAUCAUGUAGAUUAAGCCUUAAACCCCAUUCAUCAGACAUAUUAUCAUAAAAAGACCUUCUUCAGCUUUUAUGGGAUUUCAUGACACAAUUAUACAAUCAGUUAUACAGAGUGUGAUAUGAGUGACACCACAAUGUAGCAUGUUGUAUAUUUUUCUUAUGUGCCAGUACUGCUAAUGGCCACAUGUUUGUUGUCAACAUUGUGUUUUUUGUUGUUGUUGUUGUUUUUUAAUCAGACAACAUUUAAAGGCCUCCUUAGCACAGGGUAUGGGGAGCACUUUAUGAUCAUGUCAUCUCUUUGAGUUUGUACCUGUACAGAAGUCAAAGAAAAGUGGGUAUUAACUUUAUUAUGAAACUUACUAGGGAUUCAUAUAUUUUUGGCUUGUUAUUGCUUGUCAUUGAGAAUUAACUUGUAAACAGAUCGUUUAUCCAUUGUAUUUUAAUAAAAUUAAGUUAAAUACAA